GCUUGGCGGCGCGGCGGGCGGCGCGGCGGGACUGGGGCCUGCACUAUAAAGGGCGGUGCGCCUUGGACCGGGUAGCAGUCAGUCUGAUCCACCGCCAUGAAGAGCAUCGUGCUAGUGUUUUCCGCCUGCGUGGCCGUCGCGCUGGGGCAGGAGAGCUUCAAAUGCCCGGACGACUACGGCUUCUACCCCCACGGCGUGUCGUGCGACAAGUACUGGAAGUGCGACAACGGCGUAGCGGAACUCAAAACUUGCGGCAACGGACUGGCCUUCGACGCCAGCGACGACAAGUUCCUCACUGAGAACUGCGACUACCUCCACAACGUCGACUGCGGAGACCGCUCUCAGCUCGAGCCCGCCAUCGGCACCCCUCACUGCCCGCGCCUGUACGGCAUCUUCGCCGACGAGAAGAAGUGCGACACCUUCUGGAACUGCUGGAACGGCGAGGCCUCCAGGUACCAGUGCUCCCCCGGCCUGGCGUACGACAGGGAGGCGCGAGUCUGCAUGUGGGCCGACAAGGUCCCCGAGUGCAAGAACGAAGAGGUCGCCAACGGCUUCGCCUGCCCCGCUCCCGGUGAGAUCGCCGGCGCCGGCGGUUCCUUCUCCCGCCACGCGCACCCCGAGGACUGCCGCAAGUACUACAUCUGCAUGGAGGGCGUCGCCCGCGAGUACGGCUGCCCCAUCGGCACCGUCUUCAAGAUCGGCGACUCCGAGGGCUCCGGCGUGUGCGAAGACCCCGAGGACGUUCCCGGCUGCGAGGACUACUACGGAAAGCUGGAUCUGAAAGCUCUGAGGAAACUGGGGUACUAGAUCGCGUCGCUGCCAUCGCAGGAGCGACAUCUUCAUCCACAACAACAACGACAACAACAACAUCCCCUCGGCGGUACCCGUCUCCGCCACGACUGCAUACCGGCUGCCCAACUCUCCCGCCCAGCCUGUACCACUCCUUUUUAAUAUAUUCCCUUUGCAAAACCCCGCGCCUCGAGCGACCGCCGCCGGCCAGCGUUGCAAAAGCUGACACGUCCAAUUUGGUGAACUGACGACACGGCGGCGUCGCGGCGUCGCGGCCUCAGGCGACUACCAGCCCGACAGGUCGUGGAGGAACCCACCCAGUUCACCGCCAAACGCCUCAGUUUUCAUCAUUAUUAUUGUUUUUCUACAGUUUGUUUUUUAUAAUUUAGUUUCGUUUAGUCCCUUUUUUUGCUCAAGGCGCCAAACUGCGCUCUUGCAAGCAGAAAGCCUGAAAAAUACGCUCACUCAUGGGUUUUAUGCAUGCGCCCAAAAUGCGCGGGAGGGAUGAGUACAACUGUCACUUUAUCAGACAGUCUUGUGCGGCAAAAAGCUUUAAAAACUAUAGUCUUACAUACUAUCUAACUAGUGGGUACAUAGAUUUAAAACUGCACAGAACUCUGUGACUGAAAGCCAUAAACGCCAUACAAGUGAAAUAGCCAUUCUAGUAGCCUCGGGAGCAAAUUAAAAUAUAUAAAAGCCAUAAGCGAAAAUGCAAGUGAGCAGUGACAAGAAAAACAUAUUCUGUUUGUCACGAGUGAGUCUCUUUUACCUAAAUGAGUGUUAGAGUGCGUGCGCGCGUGUGUGUGUGUGUGUGUGAGAGAGAGAGAGAGAGAGAGAGAGAGAGAGAGAGAGAGAUAGAGAGAGAGUGAAUGAGUGAGUGAGUAGCAUGUGCAAAUGUGUGCCAGUGUAAUAGACUCCUCAAGUGUGACGCCAAGCCUGUAAUUUAUAAGACCACCUCCGAGAGGUGUAAAACAACGUUAAAAAUAAAUCUUUUUGUAAUUUA
This is a messenger RNA of Thrips palmi, 1792 nucleotides long. RefSeq names its product protein obstructor-E-like. Gene Ontology annotation, molecular function: chitin binding. The coding region runs from base 97 to 807 and encodes 236 amino acids. Gene Ontology annotation, cellular component: extracellular region. NCBI's taxonomy places the organism in Eukaryota, Metazoa, Arthropoda, Insecta, Thysanoptera, Thripidae. The record is from RefSeq and is a predicted model, not a curated record. The transcript is spliced from 5 exons.